GAGAAUACGUUGAUAAACCUAAAACCCUAAUUUUGCAAUUUGCAGUGUGUUCUCUGUAGUUUAUGGGUCGGCGAAAAAACAAGAAUCAGAACAACGAAGAAGACAGAAACAUGGCCAUGAACAACAACAACAAUAACCAAAACCACCUUCGAUUUCAAGAUGCUGAUGAAGUCAUCGAAGAUGCUGCUGAGACAUCUAACCUCGACCAAUCCAUGUGUGGCUGUGACCUUGAUGAUUCUGAUGGCAAAACUAGCGCUGAUUAUUACUUCGAUUCUUACUCUCAUUUUGGAAUUCAUGAAGAAAUGUUGAAGGAUUCUGUAAGAACCAAGACAUAUCAAAAUGUUAUUUAUCAGAAUAGGUUUUUAUUCAAGAAUAAAGUAGUUCUUGAUGUCGGUGCUGGGACUGGGAUUUUAUCACUAUUCUGUGCCAAAGCAGGGGCAGAACAUGUCUAUGCUGUCGAGUGCUCUGAUAUGGCGGACAUGGCUAAGGAGAUAGUUGAAACUAAUGGUUACUCUAAAGUUAUAACAGUUUUGAAAGGGAAGAUUGAAGAACUUGAACUUCCAGUUCCUAAAGUUGAUAUAAUCAUUUCGGAAUGGAUGGGAUAUUUCUUGUUGUUUGAGAAUAUGUUAAAUUCUGUGCUCUAUGCACGUGACAAGUGGCUUGUGGAUGGUGGAAUUGUGCUACCGGAUAUAGCAUCUCUCUAUCUUACUGCAAUUGAAGAUAAAGACUACAAAGAGGAUAAAAUAGAGUUUUGGAACAAUGUAUAUGGGUUUAACAUGAGCUGCAUCAAGAAGCAAGCCUUAAUGGAGCCUCUUGUUGACACAGUUGACCAGAAUCAGAUUGCAACAAACUGUCAGCUACUAAAGACAAUGGACAUCUCAAAAAUGUCUUCAGGAGAUUGUUCAUUCACAGCACCUUUUAAGCUUGUAGCUGCUCGUGACGAUUUUAUUCAUGCUCUUGUGGCAUAUUUUGAUGUAUCAUUUACAAAGUGUCAUAAAUUGAUGGGCUUCUCAACAGGGCCAAGAUCACGGGCUACACACUGGAAACAAACAGUCCUAUAUUUGGAAGAUGUUUUGACCAUUUGUGAGGGCGAGACAAUUGUAGGGAGCAUGACUGUGGCUCCAAAUAAAAAGAAUCCUCGGGAUGUCGAUAUAAUGCUCAAGUAUUCAUUGAAUGGCAGGCGAUGCAAUGCUUCAAGGGUUCAGUAUUACAAGAUGCGUUGAGUCUAGUUUUAUUGAGUCUCGCUUUCCCUAUGCACUCCAAUUUUGUGAGAUUUUGAAAACAAUUAGAAGCUCCCAAUUGAGGAUUGUAUCUUUGAUUGUUUUUUCAUUUGAAUUUUUUCUCAUAUCUUUUCUCAAUUCUGUUUCGGUCCCUUCUGGAUGUAAUGAUGAAAUUUGAAAAUCUAUUUAUUGUUUGUCCAGAAGACGAUAUCAACAACUAUAUUGCCUUUAAGUAUGCCAGUUUGCUAGUGUCGAUA
Molecule: messenger RNA, 1477 nt
Organism: Cicer arietinum (chickpea)
Lineage: Eukaryota; Viridiplantae; Streptophyta; Magnoliopsida; Fabales; Fabaceae
Product: probable protein arginine N-methyltransferase 1.2
Biological process (GO): chromatin remodeling; peptidyl-arginine methylation, to asymmetrical-dimethyl arginine
Cellular component (GO): nucleus
Molecular function (GO): histone methyltransferase activity; protein-arginine N-methyltransferase activity
Source: RefSeq, a predicted model, not a curated record